Messenger RNA from Aureobasidium pullulans EXF-150, 2253 nucleotides. RefSeq lists its product as uncharacterized. NCBI's taxonomy places the organism in Eukaryota, Fungi, Ascomycota, Dothideomycetes, Dothideales, Saccotheciaceae. The record is from RefSeq and is a predicted model, not a curated record. The transcript has 5 exons. Gene Ontology annotation, biological process: glucan catabolic process. Gene Ontology annotation, molecular function: beta-glucosidase activity. Bases 1 to 2253 code for a protein of 750 amino acids.
AUGGAGAAGGCCAGAUCCUUCCUCUCUCAACUUGAUACAGCCGAAAAGAUAGGUCUUGUCACUGGAAGUUACGGUCCCGGUCCAGUGCUACCCUGCGUUGGUACGAUCUCGGGUAUCCCACGUCUCAACUUCAGCGGUCUUUGUUACUCCGAUGGGCCGACUGGGUAUGCUCGCUCUGAUGGCGUCAGUGUGUUCCCUUCUGGUAUCACUGUGGCAGCGACAUGGGACAGGGAUCUCAUGUACCAACGCGCUUUAGCUAUUGGAGAGGAGUUCAGAGCUAAGGGUGCUCAUGUACACCUGGGGCCUUCUCCUGGGCCUCUGGGUCGCAGCAUUGUUGCCGGGAGGAACUGGGAAGGGCUCGGCCCCGAUCCGUACUUAGCCGGUGUCGCGACGAACGCUUCGGUCACCGGUAUACAAGCCGCUGGCGUCCAGGCGUCUUCAAAACAUUAUAUCGGCAAUGAGCAAGAGACCCAGCGCGGGUCUUCUACCCUCAGCGGUGGACUCACAGUCAGCAACGGAACCGUCAUAGAUGCGGUAUCGGCCAAUAUUGAUGACCGCACGCUACACGAGCUAUAUCUGUGGCCUUUCGCCAACGCGGUGCAUGCUGGGACUGCAUCAGUCAUGUGUGGCUACAACCGCGUCAACGGUAAUUACACGUGCGCGAAUCCGGAUAUACUUAACAGGAUUCUCAAAGAUGAGCUAGCAUUCCCAGGGUAUGUUCUCUCCGACUGGGAUGCCACACACUCAACAGAACUAUCCGCAAAUGGAGGACUGGACAUGGAAAUGCCAGGGACGCAGAGUGUUUCUGGAGUCUCGUACUUUGGCGAUUCGCUCCUUGCGGCAGUCAACAAUGGUACCGUGUCGUUGGAUCGGCUCAACGAUAUGGUGACACGGGUCAUGAUGCCAUACUAUCUUCUCGGCCAAGACCAGGACUUUCCCGAACCAGAUCCUGCAAGUGGAGGUGUCUUCUUGAAAUAUCAAUAUGGCUACAACUCGCCUCUGUCAAGUGUAUAUCCUGCUGUCGAUGCUCGAGAUGUUCGUGCAGAUCAUGCAAAGAUCAUUCGCAGAAUUGGUGCUGCUGGCACUGUGUUGCUCAAAAACACGAAUGGUGCAUUGCCUCUGACUCACGAGACCAACAUCGGGCUUUUAGGAAACGAUGUGUCCUAUCCAACAAUCGGCUCCGUUCACUUGGACUACGACAAUGCGGAAGGUUACGAGAUGGGCACACUUGACAUCGGCGGAGGAUCCGGAACCGUUAGACAUACGAGCUUUUCUACUCCAGAGGAAGCUAUCGAGAGAAAGGCGCGCAAGUUGGGUAUCCGGGUGCAAAAGCUGUUCGACAAUAAAGAGGUCGCCGAGGGUCUAUUCCGAACCAUAUACCCAAGACCUCAGGCCUGCUUGGUCUUUCUAAAAGCUUUCGCCACCGAAGGAACGGAUCGAGCGUCCCCAGAUCUUCAAUGGAACGCUACAGCAGUGGUGGAAAGUACAGCGGCAUUCUGUCCGAACACCAUUGUCGUGACUCAUGGACCAGGCGUUGUAGCCAUGCCUUGGGCGGACAACCCAAAUGUGACGGCCAUCCUGGCAGCGCAUUAUCCAGGAGAGGAGUCAGGAAACGCCCUGGUGGACGUGCUUUGGGGCGCUGUCGAGCCCUCCGGUCGGCUUCCGUACUCGAUCCCGCGGAACUCUUCAGAUUAUGGCCCACCCAUCCUCAGUUCUGUAGCCAAUGCAACAGAUCCGAACGCAUGGCAAGUUGAUUUUACCGAAGGCCAAAUGAUUGAUUAUCGGCAAUUCGACGCAAACGGCACGGAGGCGCUGUAUGAGUUCGGAUUCGGCCUCUCGUACUCCAGCUUUACGAUGUCGAGUAAUAUGUCUUUCGAGCUCAUUGACGGCUCAUUGAGUACGCUCCCUGAUCAAUCUCAAGGGACAGUUCCAGGCGGAUUGGCCGACCUGUGGAAUGUUGUUGCUGUGUUGAAGGUUGAAGUGACAAAUUCAGGCCACAGAGCUAGCUCAGCACAAUACACCACUCCUCCCGGUACGCCACAUAAGGUCUUGAGAGGAUUUGAAAAGCUGCAUCUCAAGGCUGGAGAGAGAAGAGAAGCGAGAUUCGAACUGAUGAGAAGAGACCUCAGCUAUUGGGACCUAGAAAACAGACAAUGGGUUGUUCCUGAAGGCAUUGUCCGAUUCUCGGCGGGCUUUAGUUCGCGCAAUCUCGUUGCAAGAACUCACGCACGACUUGUGUACGAUCAGAACUAG